AUGAGCAUCAUCGAAGAGCCAUCCUCGCAACACCAGGACCUCGAGGCCUACCGCAUCCACCUACCGCAACAUGUACUGCCAUCCUCGUCCCACGAUACGCGCGGUCCCACCAACGACAACGGCGACGGCGACGACAACGACAGCGGCUUCUUCUACAUCCCCGACUUUAUCAGCGCAGACGAGGAGGAAUACCUGAUCAACAAGAUCAACACGGCGCCGCUGCCAAAGUGGAAGACGCUCCACAACCGCCGCCUGCAGUACUGGGGCGGGCAGGUGACGGCCUCCAACGUCCUCAUCCCGCAGGACAUGCCCGACUUUCUCGAAAAGUUCCCAGACCUCGUCUCGCGCCUCGAGCGCACCGGCGCCUUUCGCGGCAGCAAGCACGGCCGGCCCAACCACUGCCUCGUCAACGAGUACCGCGCGGGCCAGGGCAUCAUGCCCCACGAGGACGGCGCGGCCUACUUUCCCGCCGUGGCGACCAUCAGCCUCGGCUCACACACGCUGCUCGACGUGUACCGCUACGUCGACGACGCGCUGCAGCAGCAGUUUGACAAAAAGAUGGAGCAGCACGACGCUGGGCCUGGCGACCCGGCCGCGUUGCCGAGGGAGCGGAUUGAGGGCAACGUCAAGGUGGUGCGCGGUGCCAGGGCGCGUGAACCCGAGCCCGUCUUCUCCAUCCUCCAGGAGCCUCGGAGCCUGCUCAUCACCCGCGGCCGCGUUUACAGAGACUUUCUGCACGGCAUCGCGGAGCGCACGAGCGACCCGGCCGAGGCGCUGUCCAAGGUGAUCAACGUCGGGCAGAUCCGGGAUGGCGGGAUCCAAGAGGUGCUGGCCGCGGCCAAGGCGAGCCUGCAGCCGCCGAGCAAGCUGAUGCCCGUGGCCAAGGCGGACGGCGAUGGGACCAGAAAGACGGAGCUGGUGCGGGAUACGAGGCUGAGCCUUACGCUGCGCGACGUGGAAAAGGUCAGCAAGGGAUUGGGAGGGCUGCUGGGAGCCAUGACGAGGGUGUAG
This is a messenger RNA of Pseudozyma flocculosa PF-1, 1011 nucleotides long. RefSeq lists its product as uncharacterized. Lineage: Eukaryota; Fungi; Basidiomycota; Ustilaginomycetes; Ustilaginales; Ustilaginaceae. The transcript has 5 exons. The record is from RefSeq and is a predicted model, not a curated record. The coding region runs from base 1 to 1011 and encodes 336 amino acids.